Grosmannia clavigera kw1407 is the source of this 1428-nucleotide messenger RNA. RefSeq names its product ammonium transporter. Lineage: Eukaryota; Fungi; Ascomycota; Sordariomycetes; Ophiostomatales; Ophiostomataceae. The coding region runs from base 1 to 1428 and encodes 475 amino acids. Gene Ontology annotation, biological process: ammonium transmembrane transport. The record is from RefSeq and is a predicted model, not a curated record. The transcript has 4 exons. Gene Ontology annotation, cellular component: plasma membrane. Gene Ontology annotation, molecular function: ammonium channel activity.
AUGAGUGCACCAGCCUACAACUCGUCGGAGCCAGGCGGCGGCAACACGCUCGAGGUGGACGUGAACGCGCAGUAUGCCGGCUAUGAGUUCAACUACACCUACCUCGUCUUCUGCGGCUUCAUCGUCUGGCUCAUCAUCCCAGGUCUCGGCCUCUACUACGGCGGCCUCGCCCGCCGCAAGUCAGCCGUGGCCCUGCUCUUCCAGUCGCUUAUGGUCGCCGCUGUCACCACCUUCCAAUGGAUGUUCUGGGGCUACUCGCUGGCAUACAGCCGCACUGCUGGCCCCUUUAUCGGUGACCUGGCCAACUUUGGCAUGAAGCACGUCAUGGCUGCGCCGUCCAUCGGCAACAACACGAUCCCCGAGAUCGUCUUCUGCCUCUACCAGCUGCUCUUCUGCGCCUGCACCGUGCAGAUCGUCGUCGGUGGUGCCUUUGAGCGCGGCCGCAUCAUCCCCUCGCUCAUCUUCGGCUUCUGGUGGGCCACUGUGGUCUACUGCCCCAUCGCCUGCUGGACCUGGAACCCGAACGGCUGGCUCUAUAAGCUGCCCUCGCUCGACUUUGCUGGCGGCGGUCCCGUCCACAUCUCGUCCGGAUGGUCCGCACUGGCCUAUGCCCUCGUCCUCGGCAAGCGAAGGAGAAGCCCCGACGACAAGUACUUUGGACGGCCGCACAACACCAGCCUCGUCUUUCUCGGCACUGUCCUCAUCUGGUUCGGCUGGUUCGGCUUCAACGGCGGCUCCGCGCUCAACGGCUCUAUCCGCUCCAUGCUCGCUGCCUUCAACACGAACACGGCCGCCUCGACUGGUGCCAUCGGCUGGGCCAUGGUCGAUUACAUCAAGAAGCGCCGCUUCAGCGUUGUCGGCGCCUGCUCUGGUGCUAUUGCCGGUUUGGUCGGCAUCACGCCGGCUGCUGGCUUCGUCGAGUGUUGGCUCGCUGCUGUGAUUGGCUUCCUGACUGCCGUCGGCUGUGCUUUGGUCGAAGACAUCAACAAAUGGCUUCAUAUCGAUGAGGGCCUGGACGUCUUCAAGCUUCACGGCAUUGGCGGCAUGCUGGGGUCCUUCUUCACCGGCAUUUUCGCCACGCAGACAAUAUCUGCCCUAGAUGGUGUCUCAUAUGUAAAGGGCGGAAUCGACGGAAACGGGAUCCAGGUCGGCAAGCAGUUCGCUGAGAUCACUGCUAUUUCGGCAUACUCCUUUGUCGUUUCCUAUCUUCUUCUGAUGAUCCUGAAGUACAUCCCUGGAAUGCACCUGCGUGUAUCUGACGAAGCCGAAGAGAUGGGUCUGGACAUGGACCAAUUCUUCGAAGAGGAGAUCGGUGACUGGGAGGUCUACGACAAGUAUAAAUCUCGCUUCGAUGGACACGAAACCGUCGAGGGGCAAGCCAUGUCCGACUCAAUGGAACAGGUGGAGGUACCUACAAAAACAGAUUAA